Molecule: messenger RNA, 705 nt
Organism: Gracilinanus agilis (Agile Gracile Mouse Opossum)
Lineage: Eukaryota; Metazoa; Chordata; Mammalia; Didelphimorphia; Didelphidae
Gene: CLIC5
Product: chloride intracellular channel 5
Exons: 5
Coding region: 1-516 (171 amino acids)
Source: RefSeq, a predicted model, not a curated record
AUGGCAAUAACAGCAGAGGCUGUCCCUUUCCCCCAGUUGCCUGAUAGCCAUUCUCAUUGUUUCAGAACAGUGCACAGAAAACCAGCUGACCUGCACAACCUGGCCCCUGGCACCCAUCCGCCCUUUCUGACAUUCAAUGGGGAUGUCAAGACUGACGUGAACAAGAUCGAAGAGUUCUUGGAGGAGACCUUGACCCCGCAAAAGUACCCCAAACUGGCUGCUAAACACAGAGAAUCCAACACAGCUGGGAUUGACAUCUUCUCCAAGUUUUCUGCAUAUAUUAAGAACACAAAGAAACAAGAUAAUGCCUGUGACAUCCUGGGGUCCAAAGUCUCACUGUCCACAGGGAUUGUGGCCAAGAAAUACCGCAACUACGAGAUCCCUGCAGAGAUGACAGGUUUAUGGCGAUACCUCAAGAAUGCUUAUGCACGAGAUGAGUUCACUAACACCUGUGCAGCUGACAGUGAGAUCGAGAUGGCUUAUGCUGAUGUAGCCAAGAGACUCAGCAUAUCGUGAACACUUCCUCACCCCAUCUUGUUUCUGCUGCAAAAAAAGACUUAUUCUCCACCAAAGACUCCACCUUCACAGACUCUUCUUCCUUAUUGCCUUGGGAAAUUUUAUUUUGUUGUUGUUUUUUCCAUUACCAUGUCUUGCUGAUGUCACCAUAACACUAUCAUGCUAUCUUUCAGAAAUAUCUUGAACUCA